Molecule: messenger RNA, 461 nt
Organism: Brassica oleracea var. oleracea
Lineage: Eukaryota; Viridiplantae; Streptophyta; Magnoliopsida; Brassicales; Brassicaceae
Product: auxin-induced protein X15-like
Exons: 1
Coding region: 45-440 (131 amino acids)
Biological process (GO): response to auxin
Source: RefSeq, a predicted model, not a curated record
UCUAUUCUUCAGUUUUAUUUGACCUCUCCUUCUAUAUUCUCAAUAUGAAGAACAAGUUCAUAAAAGCCUGUGAAAAUAAAUUCAAAACCAUGAAGAGCAAAUCUAUAGUCAUACAAUGUUGUACUUCAUUUUCCUGUGAGAGUUGCUACGAGAAGGUUUCUUGGGGUUUCAAGAAAGAAAAUGAAGUCAUACCCAAAGAUGUUCCAAAAGGACAUUUGGUAGUGUAUGUAGGCGAUGAUUACAAGAGGUUUGUGAUAAAAAUGAGUUUGCUUAAACAUCCGAUCUUCAAGGCAUUGCUUGAUCUAGCUCAAGAUGCUUAUGACUUCAGUUCUGAUUCAUCUAAACUAUGGAUUCCAUGUGAUGAGAACACUUUCCUCGAUGUGGUUCGUUGCAGUGGCGCUCCUCAACAACAAAGGAACUGCAUUUACAUGUACAUGUAAGAGUGAGGAUGCUCAAUUUAU